GCUGCCGGGGCGUUCUCGCUUUGGUCUCAGGGAUCCCCGGCAGGUCACGCUGCGACCCGCGCUGGAGCUGGUGGGAAGGCAUGGGUUGGUCUCAGAAUUUGUUCCGUGUCUUGUGGAGAGCGCUGUCAAAGGAAGUGAAGGAGCAAGUGGGCACAGACCGGUUCGGGAACAAAUACUACUAUAUCCCAGAGUACAAGAACUGGAGAGGACAAACUAUUCGAGAGAAAAGAAUUGUAGAAUCAGCAAAUAAAAGAGAAAUAGACUAUGAAGUAGGGGAUAUCCCAACAGAAUGGGAAGCUUGGAUCAGAAAAACAAGAAAGAUUCCACCUACUAUGGAGGAAAUAAUGAAGAAUGAAAAAUAUAAAGAAGAAAUUAAAAUGAAAACCAAAGACUUUUGUGAAAAAGAAAAACUCCUCAGAGAAGAGAGCAACAAGGAACACUUGGCUCCACCAGUUCAAACUCAGAUUAAAGGGCAUGCCUCCGCUCCGGACUUUGGAAAAGAAGAAUCCUCGGUGGCUCCCACCAGCACUGGUAAAACCUUUCAGCCAGGAUCCUGGAUGCCACAAGAUGGCAAGAGCCACAAUCAAUGAAUGCACUGUGGUAAAAUCAUUUCAUUUAUAUAUGUAUGUGACUAUUUUAACAAGUAAAAGUAAAAAGUUACUUUGUA
Molecule: messenger RNA, 667 nt
Organism: Eubalaena glacialis (North Atlantic right whale)
Lineage: Eukaryota; Metazoa; Chordata; Mammalia; Artiodactyla; Balaenidae
Gene: NDUFAF2
Product: NADH:ubiquinone oxidoreductase complex assembly factor 2
Exons: 4
Coding region: 81-590 (169 amino acids)
Biological process (GO): mitochondrial respiratory chain complex I assembly
Cellular component (GO): membrane
Source: RefSeq, a predicted model, not a curated record